Pseudomassariella vexata is the source of this 504-nucleotide messenger RNA. RefSeq names its product mitochondrial import protein Pam17. Bases 1 to 504 code for a protein of 167 amino acids. NCBI's taxonomy places the organism in Eukaryota, Fungi, Ascomycota, Sordariomycetes, Amphisphaeriales, Pseudomassariaceae. Gene Ontology annotation, biological process: protein import into mitochondrial matrix. The transcript is spliced from 2 exons. Gene Ontology annotation, cellular component: PAM complex, Tim23 associated import motor. The record is from RefSeq and is a predicted model, not a curated record.
AUGCGCCGGUGGGCAUCCACCACGGUCACAGCACCCAACGCCGCUGCUGAGCCGAAUCUCGACUGGAACACCUUCUUCAAGUUGCGCAAGACAAGACGACGCUUUCAGCUUGUAUGCAGCCUCGGCACUAUGGCCAUAGGUGGAUCCAUGGCUGGUCUCAUUCUGGUCAAUAUGGACUUGGAGUACUUGGGCAAGAUCCCAUUAGACCCCUUUAUAACACUGGGUCUGAUGACGAUGAGCUGUGCUGCUCUUGGCUGGCUAGCCGGACCAAGUCUGGGUUCCGUUAUCUUCUAUUCUGUGCAGAAGGGCGUCAAGAAACCAAUGGCUGUCAAGGAGGCAGAGUUCUUCGCAAGGAUCAAGAAGAACCGAGUUGACCCGAGUGUCAGCUCAGUUGGCAAUCCUGUGCCGGAUUACUAUGGUGAGAAGAUAUCGAGUGUUUCUGGGUACAGGCAAUGGUUGAAGGAUCAGAGAGCAUUCCGGAAGAAGCGAACAAGCUUUCUGUAG